AUGGCGAAAAUUUUCAGUGUACUUUUCUUAGUUUUAUCAAUCUUAUUUGAAGCUCAAACCCAACUUAAUAAAAAUUUAAAGUAUUUUGAAACUCUUCAUGUUGACGAAAUCAGUCACAAAGUAGUCAAAAGAGGAUUAAAGCACAGCAUUAAUUUGCACAAUAAGAUCCGGGAAGUGGAAUUUGAGACAUUAGGAAGAAAAUUUAAGCUAAUUUUACAUCCACAUCGAGAUGUCCUUCACCAUAAUUUCCGUGCAUAUACAGUAAAUUCCGAUGGAAAUGAAACAGUUGUACAUUUGGAUCAAGACAGUUUUUUUCGAGGUCGUGUAUUUGGUGAAUCAGCAUCGCAUGUCAGUGCUCAUAUUGAUGACUCAAAUGUACUCACUGCAACAAUUAUACUUCCUGAUGAGACGUAUCACAUUGAACCUUCAUGGAGGCACAUGGAGAAGCCAUUGCCUGAGAGUAGUGACAAGCAUAUGGUCGCAUAUAAAGCAUCUGACGUGAAACUUAGCUGGGAAAAUCAUGAACAUGGUACUGGUGAAGAGCAUUUUACACCUGGAAAGUGUGGAUACAUAAAGGAAGGUGCUGAGCUAGAAACAGACGAUGAUGACGACGAAGAUUUUGAGGAACCAGAAGUUGAAGCCUAUGGAUCCACAGAUGAACCAAAACACAAAACGAAAAGAAGCAAGAGACAAGCUGAUCAAUAUGAAUAUACUCCAACAAAGACGAGAUGUCCAUUACUGCUCGUUGCUGAUUAUCGAUUCUUUCAAGAAAUGGGCAGUUCCAAUACUAAAACUACAAUCUCUUAUCUUAUAAGUCUUAUUGACCGAGUCCACAAAAUCUACAAUGAUACAAUUUGGCAAGAUAGGGAUGCUGACGGAUUUCGUGGAAUGGGAUUCGUCAUCAAAAAGAUUCUAGUUCAUAGUGAACCGACCAAAGUACGAGGAGGUGAAGCUCAUUACAAUAUGAUCCGUGAAAAAUGGGAUGUUAGGAAUCUGCUUGAGGUCUUUUCUCGAGAAUAUUCACACAAAGAUUUUUGUCUUGCACAUCUUUUUACUGAUUUGAAAUUUGAAGGUGGUAUUCUAGGUCUAGCUUACGUUGGAUCACCGAGACGAAACUCUGUUGGAGGAAUUUGCACGCCUGACCCAAAAGUAAUGCAACAAAAUCUUAAUCUCCUUACAGAAUACUUCAAAAAUGGAUAUACUCUAUACCUAAACUCCGGACUAAGUUCAUCAAGAAACCACUAUGGUCAACGAGUCAUAACCAGAGAAGCUGACUUAGUAACAGCUCAUGAAUUUGGACACAAUUGGGGUAGCGAACAUGAUCCAGACAUUCCAGAGUGCUCACCGUCUGCAUCGCAAGGAGGAAGUUUCCUUAUGUACACUUAUUCAGUAAGUGGAUAUGAUGUGAAUAACAAGAAAUUCUCACCUUGUUCGCUGAGAUCAAUAAGGAAGGUUUUACAAGCUAAAAGUGGUCGAUGCUUUUCAGAACCAGAAGAAUCGUUUUGUGGAAAUUUGCGAGUUGAAGGUGACGAGCAGUGUGAUGCUGGAUUAUUAGGAACAGAGGAUAAUGAUCAAUGUUGUGACAAGAAUUGUAAAUUAAGGAAGAAUCAAGGUGCAGUAUGCAGUGACAAGAAUUCACCAUGCUGUCAAAAUUGUCAGUUCAUGCCUGCAGGCGUUAAAUGUAGAGAAGCUGCAUAUGCAACAUGUGAACAAGAAGCUAGAUGUACUGGAAAUAGUGCAGACUGUCCAAAAUCACCACCAAUGAGUGACGGAACAAUUUGUCAGGAACGUGGUCAAUGUAGGUCUGGAAAAUGUGUUCCUUACUGUGAAACUCAAGGAUUGCAAAGCUGUAUGUGUGAUGUUAUAGCUGAUGCAUGCAAAAGAUGCUGUCGAAUGUCAAUCAAUGAAACAUGUUUUGCUGUAGAGCCACCAGAUAUACUGCCUGACGGAACUCCAUGUAUUCAAGGCUUCUGUAAUAAAGGAGUUUGUGAAAAGACAAUUCAGGAUGUUGUCGAAAGAUUCUGGGAUAUUAUUGAAGAGAUUAAUAUCAAUAAGGUUUUGAGAUUUUUGCGUGACAAUAUUGUCAUGGCUGUUGUGACAGUAACAACGAUCUUCUGGAUUCCAACAAGCUGCUUAAUCAGCUAUUUUGAUCGUCGAGCUAGACAUGCUGAAUUGAAGGAAUAUAAUUGGAAGCAGCAACUAGAUUUAAUACAUCCAAGUGAUAGACGUAGAGUCAUACAUAUUCGUGUUCCAAGACAAAAAAUAACAGUCGCGACGAGAAUGUAA
This is a messenger RNA of Chironomus riparius, 2286 nucleotides long. Lineage: Eukaryota; Metazoa; Arthropoda; Insecta; Diptera; Chironomidae. The record is from the annotation of a GenBank genome assembly.